CUUCCGCUAGGGCGGGACGACCGCUGUCCCGCGCAAAUUGAAAGGUUGGGCCCUGGGCGCUUGGCUACAGCCGCCUUUCUCUGCCCCGCAAUCGGCUCCUCAGACACUUUGGCUGUAGCCGGUGCGGGAUGUGGGGAGCGAGUUUCAGAACCACACUCGGCUGCCUUGGAGCGGACGACGAGAACCCCUUCGGGAAGUGAGCAGAGCGGGCCGCGCGGAGACGCAGGGCCAGAGGUCACGACUGUCGCGGAAUGGAUCGACCCUGCACCUCCCGGUGACACAGGGAUAAAGGAGUAGAGUUGCUAUUGUGUUCGUUCUCCGGUGCCGGAGGUGAUCCUGAGAUGAAAUGUGCCUCAUGUCCAGCAGCCCUUACUCUACUAAAGGAGCAGUAUUUAUCCGAAGCAGUUUACCCAGCUUAGAAGAAACUUACGUCACUUUCAUGAAAUGUAUUUUAUGUCAGUUUUGAAGAAUGAACAAAAACCCUUUUUAGGGUCAUAAUAUGAGAGGCAGGAAACUUUUUAUCAAAUCCUGCCUUGAAAACCAUCUGUAUUUGGACAACUUGAUAUAUGUAUAAUAGUAAUAAUAAAUCAAGAAUCCAACUCAUUCGAGAACUAGUGGGUCACUGUUAAGUGUCUUGAGAAUCUGUGGACUUGAUAAUUACAAACUGGAGGAAGACACCAAAGCUUGCAUAUAGCAGCAAUAAGUUUAACUUGACACUAUGGGGAUACAGGGACUGCUGCAAUUUAUCAAAGAAGCUUCUGAACCCAUCCAUGUGAGAAAGUAUAAAGGACAGGUGGUAGCUGUAGAUACAUAUUGUUGGCUUCACAAAGGAGCUAUUGCUUGUGCUGAAAAGCUAGCCAAAGGUGAACCUACUGAUAGGUAUGUAGGAUUCUGUAUGAAAUCUGUAAAUAUGCUGCUGUCUCAUGGAAUCAAGCCUAUUCUUGUGUUUGAUGGAUGUACUUUACCUUCUAAAAAGGAAGUGGAGAAAUCUAGAAGAGAAAGACGACAAACCAAUCUUCUUAAGGGAAAGCAGCUUCUUCGUGAGGGGAAAGUUUCAGAAGCCAGAGAAUGUUUCACUCGUGCUAUCAAUAUCACCCAUGCUAUGGCCCACAAAGUAAUCAAAGCUGCUCGGGCACAGGGAGUAGAUUGUCUCGUGGCUCCAUAUGAAGCAGAUGCACAGUUGGCCUAUCUUAAUAAAGCUGGUAUUGUCCAAGCUAUCAUUACAGAGGACUCAGAUCUCCUUGCUUUUGGCUGUAAAAAGGUGAUUUUGAAAAUGGACCAUUUUGGAAAUGGACUAGAAAUUGACCAAGCUCGACUGGGAAUGUGUAAACAGCUUGGAGAUGUAUUCACAGAAGAGAAAUUCCGCUAUAUGUGCAUUCUUUCAGGCUGUGACUAUCUCGCCUCACUGCGUGGAAUUGGAUUAGCAAAAGCCUGUAAAGUACUAAGACUAGCUAAUAAUCCAGAUAUUGUAAAGGUUAUCAAGAAAAUUGGACAUUACCUUAAGAUGAAUAUAACAGUACCAGAAGAUUACAUCAAAGGAUUUAUUCGGGCCAACAAUACCUUUCUCUAUCAACUAGUUUUUGAUCCUGUUAAAAGAAAACUCAUCCCUCUGAAUGCCUAUGAAGAUGACAUUGAUCCAGAAACACUAAGCUAUGCUGGGCAGUAUGUUGAUGAUUCUGUAGCUCUUCAAAUAGCACUUGGAAAUAAAGAUAUAAAUACAUUUGAACAGGUUGAUGACUAUAAUCCAGACUCUGCCAUGCCUACCCAGUCUAGAAGUCAUGGCUGGAAUGACAGAGUGGGUCAAAAGUCAUCGAAUGUUAAUAGCAUUUGGCAUAGGAAUUAUUGCCCUGGACUUCAGCUAGAUGUUUCAGAUGCUAAAAGACCAAAGGAAAAUCCAAGUACUGUGGGUCUUGAACGAGUGAUAACUACUAAGGGGUUAAAUCUUCCAAGGAAGUCAUCUGUUGUGAAAAGGCCACGAAAUGAAGAGCUGUCAGAAGAUGAUCUAUUGAAUCAGUAUUCACUUUCAUUUACCAAGAAGACCAAGAAAAAUAACUCUGAGAGUCAUAAAUUAUUGAAUUCUUCUGAAAUUUCUAUGCCUAACCUGGCAGAUGGAACUACUAGUAUAAAAACUGUAAGCACACCACCUAUAACAAGAAAUAAAUUUGCAACAUUUUUACAGAGAAAAAAUGAAGAAAGUGGGGCAGUGGUGGUUCCAGGAACCAGAAGCAGGUUUUUUUGCAGUUCUCUGGAGACUGUUGACUGUGUAUCAAAGCAAGCAAGCAAAUCCUUUUUAGAUGAAACUGCUCUCACAGUUAAAGAAACCAACGUAAAUGAAUCAGAUAGUCCAAAUGUCAAGAAGCUUUUGGACGGGAAUGUAACACAUAAUUCAAGUGAUCAAAUUCCAGUGGAUACAAAUGAAACAACACAUCAUUCAAGAGAUCAGAUUCCAGUGGAUACAAAUGAACACAAUUCAAAUGAUGAGAGUCUGCUUGAUAGGAAUGAAGCAGAGAAUUCAAGUGAUGAGAUUGUAGAUGAUGUAACUGGAACUAGUGAUGCAGAGUGUCAGUCUCUUAAGACCAGUAAAUUCACAAGGACCAUUUCACCACCCACUUUGGGGACACUAAGAAGUUGUUUUAGUUGGUCUGGAAAUCUUGGAGAAUUUUCCAGAUCUCCGAGCCCCUCUCCCAGGACAACACAGCAGCAGUUUCUUAGAAAGAGUGAUCCCCCCAUAUCUCUGCCUGAGAAUGAUAAGGUGUCUGCUGAGUCUCAGUUAAAAACAGAUGAGUCAAAUGAUGAGUUGCAACCUGUCCUUGAAGUAAGUUGGUCUUCACAGUCUCAGGAAAGUGGCAGAUCAUCACCACAAAAGUUGACUGCAUCAAAACUUUCUCGGCAUUUUAGUAAGGAUUCAGAUUCAGAGGUUUCUGGGCUGUAUAAAUCUAAUUCUGUGGACAGUCUUUCUGCAACUAAGAUCAAACCACUAGUACCUGCCAGAGUCAGUGGGCUGAGCAAGAAGUCAGCAAACAUCCAGAAGAGAAAUCGCCAUGAUGCUGAGAAUAAACCAGGGUUACAGAUAAAAAUCAAUGAGCUCUGGAAAAAUUUUGGAUUUAAAAAAAAUUCUGAAAAGCUUCCUUCUUGUAAGAAGUCAGACCCCCUGUCUCCAGUCAAAGAUAACAUCCAGCUAACUCCAGAAACCGAAGAGGAUAUAUAUAAUAAGUCUGAAUGUGCACAUGCUCAGAGAGCAAUAUUCCAAUAAUGUAGACUGCUGGAAGACAUCUGUUUGCGAGUAUCCCAACCGAUUUGAAGUCCAAUUGGGAUUGAAGCAAUUACAACCUGAAGGAUAGAAUUUGUUCUUAGAUUUAUUCUUUUUUUUUUUCCCCUAACAGAGUACAUUUUGUAUAUUAACUUUGUAAUUGUUUCUUCUGUUCAGUUUCUUAUAUUUUCAUAAGAAGCUGAUGGAGGAAUGAUUGUGUCUUUGACAUUUUUUAUAAAUUUUGUUUUAAUUGAAUAGUUCCACUGAAAUUUAUAAAAAUCUAUUAUAAUGAUUUCCGUAAUGUUGUCAAGUAGAAUGAUGACAAAUGAGAAAACACAAUUUGUAAUUAUUUCACCUAGACAAAAUUGCUAUAUUUCCCAAGCUUUUCAUUUUUUUUUAAAUUCUUUAUUGAGGAAUUAAUG
Messenger RNA from Erinaceus europaeus (western European hedgehog), 3672 nucleotides. It is a transcript of the gene EXO1, whose product is annotated as exonuclease 1. Gene Ontology annotation, molecular function: 5'-flap endonuclease activity; DNA binding; 5'-3' DNA exonuclease activity. The transcript is spliced from 14 exons. Gene Ontology annotation, cellular component: nucleus. The record is from RefSeq and is a predicted model, not a curated record. Gene Ontology annotation, biological process: mismatch repair; DNA recombination. The coding region runs from base 719 to 3253 and encodes 844 amino acids. NCBI's taxonomy places the organism in Eukaryota, Metazoa, Chordata, Mammalia, Eulipotyphla, Erinaceidae.